AAAAAACGCUUUCUUUCAGCAAAGCCGAAAAGACUUGACGGGCGAUGACUUCUUCUCGCGAAGAUCCAGAGAUCCUCCCCGACGCUGCCGAAGAUCAACCCAAUCUCCCCGACGCCUCUCCUCCUGUUAACCCCGAUUCCGUUAAUCAACAACAACCCCCCACCCUUCUCCCUCUAUUCGAUUGCGUGGCUCUGGAUAAGCUCUGCCACGUGGCGGAGAUGUUCCAGCAUCGGGAAAGGCAACGAAUCCGCGAGGAGGCUGAGUUAGCUGAGAAGAGGCGGCUGUGGGCUGAGCAGAGGGCGGAGGCGCACAGGCAGUACGUUUUCGAAGUCGCGAAGGCUUACGCUCUCGAAUUGCACUCUGAUCAAGCUCCCAAAAGCAAAGACGAUGACGAAGAAGAGGAAGAAGAAGAGGAGGUUGUCAAAGGGAAGAGCCGAUUCGAUGACGCUAAGAACGCGAUCAAGAAGAGGAGGAGAUACUCUGGAAGAUCGAGUUCUACUACAUGCGGUGGAAUUGAGCUGAGUAUGACGAGGCAUAGGACGGCUCCUACGCUUACGGAGCUGUGUAUGAGAGUUCUUGCUGAAAACUCUGAAGCGAUUGAGUCUCUGCACCUAGUACCUGACCACUUGAAGAAGAAGAUCUCGAGUCUUGUUAGUGAUUCGAGCAAAGUAGAUAAAGCCUUUAUGCAGCUUCUUGUGGAUGAUUCUCCCUCUGAGGUUUCUGUGAAGAAUUGUGUUGACUUGGAGGAGGAAGACUUGACUCAGAUCCUAUCCGAAUGUGAUAGAGUUAGCUUAGAGGUGUUGAAUCUUGAUCUCUGCGGACGAGCUAUGACGGAGAACGCUAUAACCGAGUUCUUUAAACGCUCUCCCAACGGGUUCCCUUCGUUGGCUAGGCUAUCUCUUCAAGGAGCGUUCUGUUUAACAGACAAUGCGUUGGCUUUGAUCUCUAGAUCUGCUCCUCUGCUUCGGGUUAUUAACCUCUGCGAGUGCUCGCUUCUGACAUUCCAAGCUGUGAAGAUUCUUGCUGAUUACUUUGGUUCCACUCUUAGAGGGCUUAACAUUGGAGGGUGCCAAGGGAUUAAACCGUGUGAUGUCUUUAGGAUCAGCUUGAGUAGGUUCGAAAAGUUGAGCUCUCUCUCGGUUGCAGGACUCGAAGGGAUUAAUGAUGUUGUUGUUGGGUUCUGUACUUCCUGGGGAUCCAAUCUCACUGAUCUUUCUCUAGCUUCUUGCGUAGGGGUGAACGAUGGAACUCUUUGGACUGUUGGGAGAUAUUGUCCAAACCUGGAAGCUCUUGACAUCUCAGAGUUGGACAAUCUGACUGAUGCGUCGCUGAAAGAAAUUACAGAUGGUUGCAGAUCUUUGAACUCAGUCAAAUUUACAAGAAACCGAUUCAGUGAUGAAGGUGUAGCCGCGUUUCUUGAAGUCUGUGGUGGUUCUAUUAACAACCUCAGCCUAAACAAUGUCAGAGAUGUCGGCCAAGAAACUGCUAAUUCGCUAGCUAAAUAUUGUAAGAGGUUGCAUUAUUUGGAUCUCUCGUGGUGUAGAAAACUCACAGAAGAAGAACUAAGACAGAUCAUGAGUUGCUGCUCGUUACUUAGAUCGCUUAAGCUAUUUGGAUGGACGCAGGUGAAGGAGGACUUUCUGGAAGAUCUUUCAAGAUCAGAAGUUAGCAUCGUUGGAUUGAAAAUGACUUCACUAUUCGCUCAUCCUGAUGACUCUUAUCCAAGUGUAGAUGCCAAGUGCUUCUGAUUGAGUAGACAAGUUUUGGCCAUGUUUAGUACUACAGUCAUGAACCAUCUUUAUUGUUAGACUAAAACAUCUCCAGAGGUUUAUAGUAAAGAAACUACUAAAUAGAUUAAUAGUCGACAGUGUCUUCUUCUAAUGUUUGGUCACUAGAAACAAAAGAUUCCUUUGAACCAGUGGAAAUCUACAGACAAAGCUUUCUCUCUCCUCUUUCUGUUUAAAUUGUUAACCAUACCAUCUUUCUUGGUUUGGCCAUUGACUUGUCCAUGUAUUGCUACCAGAGGUUGAUCAGGUUUGAUCCUUACUGGAUUCACAUGCUUUUCG
This is a messenger RNA of Brassica oleracea var. oleracea, 2066 nucleotides long. Its product is annotated as F-box/LRR-repeat protein 2. NCBI's taxonomy places the organism in Eukaryota, Viridiplantae, Streptophyta, Magnoliopsida, Brassicales, Brassicaceae. The record is from RefSeq and is a predicted model, not a curated record. Gene Ontology annotation, molecular function: protein binding. Gene Ontology annotation, cellular component: SCF ubiquitin ligase complex. Bases 45 to 1748 code for a protein of 567 amino acids. Gene Ontology annotation, biological process: SCF-dependent proteasomal ubiquitin-dependent protein catabolic process. The transcript is spliced from 6 exons.